UCGUGCCGCAGCAGUAGCCGUGGUGGUGGUGGUAAGAGGCCGCUCGCUCGCUUAUUCGGGCUCUUCGUGCGUAUAUUUUGCUUGGUCGUAGCGGCCAUUCGCAGGCCCGUGCUCGAGCGCAAGGCCCGGCUGGCCAGCCAACUACGCCGCAAGCCCACUCGGUCCUUGCGCAUCGUACGCCGCCGCGUUUGACCCCAAGUGUAUUUAUUUGUGGCGCGGUGCUUUUUUUUUUUUUUUUUGUUUUUUUCAAGUAUUUGUUGGGCGUUUUCGGCGAUUGGUUAUUACACCGCAAAAGCGUUAAGGUUUGCAAGUCAAUCGUUCCAAAGUGUAUUUACGUUGUAUAUUGUGUGACGCUCGCGCCUGACCUUGGCGCGGUGCGCGAUGUGAGGCUGUGGCCGACGAGGAGUACUCGGACUGGCAAGAGAGAGACGCCCAGCCUACGUUGCCGGCGAGCCAAGUGAAAAAUCCCAGCGUUCGUUCCGGCCCGCGCCUCUGCGCUGUAUAGGUACACACUUACAAACACCUCUCGCUGCUGAAAAAAGAUUCGCCCACGCGCCAAAAGAGGUGGAGGAGGGAAACGCCAAGUGUGCGUGUAUGGUCGAGAAAUAAAGGAAGAUGAGGACGGAGGACAUUUAUUACGUACAAGGACGAGCGGAUGCGAGCGCUUGAGGACUCGGGGGAAAAAUCAUUUUCUAACAGAUGACUCGCGGCAGCGAUGCCCUCGUCGGAGGAGGAAAGCCUGUGGCUCGUGGGCAGCGAAGCCGGCGCUCAGCCGCAGCACCACCGUCCCGGGGAGCCGCACCAUCCACCGGGUCCCAACCAGCGGCCCAGCCAGACCGGGUCCACUAGGUCAUCCGGCCACCUGCUCUACACCGAGGAGAUGCAGCAACAGCAGGCAUCAGGCCAUGGCUCGGCAAACACCGCGCCACCGACCUCCGGCGCCCCUCCGCCCUCCGCAAACCGCAGGUCCUCGUCCCAGCGCCAGGCCACCCGCAACCAUGGCAACACGAUGGGCGGCGCCAACGGCAACCCCGACAAUAUGCAGGCUACCUACGGGGACUCGGCCGAGCACGAUCUCAUCGACGGCGCCACCGAUGCCACUCUCCUCUCGCAGUUUCACGAGGACGCCAUCAAACAGACCGGCGUUGGGAAGUUUCAAUCGCUGGCGGCGCUCUACGUUGGACUCUGCCUCGCCGCCGACACGAUCGAGUUCUUCGCUCUACCCUACAUUCUUCCGAGCGCAGAGGUCGAACUGUGCAUCGAGGACAGUGAAAAAGGAUGGCUAGGCAACAUAACUCUCCUGGGGCUGGCGAUCGGCGGCAUAUUCUGGGGCGGCCUGGGCGACCGUCUCGGCCGGAGAAGAUCCCUGCUGACGGCCAUGUCCGUCCACGCCCUGUUCAGCGGCGUCGCCACGUUCAUGCCCACCUACGGCACCUUCAUGACCACCAGGUUCUGCUCGGCCAUCGGGGUCGGGGGAGCGUUGCCUCUGGCCUACACCUACCUGGCCGAGUGCUGCCCGCACUCGAGUCGCUCCAAGUGGACGGGCAUGCUGGUGGGAGCGUCGGCCCUCGGAGGAGUCUACGCCGCCCUGCUCGCCUGGGCCGUUGUCCCGACGACCGGCGAGAUGGUCGUCCUCGAGAACAAGGAGCACUUUAGCGCCUGGCAUCGCUUCCUCAUGUUCUGCUGCCUGCCCGCCUUCUCCGCCACCGUGGGCCUGAUAUUCCUGCCCGAGAGCCCGCGGUACCUGGUCGAGGUCGGCCGGGACGUCGAGGCCAUGAUGGUUUACCAGAAAAUUUACAAGAAAAACAAUGCACAAAGGACCGCCGGGGCGCAGUACCAGCUCUCCGAACUGGAACUUCCGAACAAAAGGCCGCGGGGCUUGGGACCCCCCACGCCGGAUAAUCACAACACGAGCGUCCUGGCCGGCAUCAUGUGUUCCAUCAAGAAGUUCUGGAGUACAUUUGUGAGCGUGUUCAGCGAUCCGUACCUCAAAGGCACGAUAGCCCUUGCGAUCAUGUGGUCAGCCACGGCUUUUGGGUUGUUUGGACUGAUGGUUUGGUGUCCCGAGUACAUAAAGUACCUGCGCACCUUGGAGUACAAUUCCCACACCAAGAGACUCGUCGGCAAAGAGUACGUGAACCAAACGUUCGCCGGCUCGUUGGAAAACGUCCAAUACAAGGACACGAGGUUUCAAAACUGCAAAUUCCACAAGCUAGUCAUCAGUCACGUGGACUUUGACAACUGCACCUUCCAGUCGGUCGACUUUAGCAACAUAAGGUCCAGCAAGACGCACUUCAUCGACAGCGUGAUCGUCGACUCAAAGUUCGUCGACACGGAUCUCUCCUCGCAAGUGUUCACCAGAUGCAAGCUGGAGAACAACACGAAGCUCAGCCUCAGCGGGCCCUGUCCCACCUUGGAUCUCGAUUACAACAUCUACAUCGAGGAAGUGAUACACAGUCACCUGGCGGCCCAGCUGACCAUAGUGCCGGCCGCCGUGCUGGCUGGCCUAGUGCUCACUACCGCCAAGCGCUCCAUGACGAUAGGCUCGUCGUUGUUUUUAUCUUCCAUUGUUUCGCUCUGCCUACUGCUGGUCGGCGCCAACAGCACGGCCGUUCUCGGCUUCGAGGCCGGCUUCGUGGCGCUCCUCGCGUUCACCGUGACCGGUUUGAUUGUCCUGACGAUCGAGUUCUAUCCGGCUCAUUUGAGAUGCACUGGUUUCGGGAUUAUGGCGGCCUGCGUCAAAGUGUCGGCACUUACGGCGACGAUAGUCUACCAGAUGCUCAUCGGUGUGACCCUGGUCGUGCCGGCGCUGCUCACCGCGGUCGUGCUGCUCGUCGGUAGUCUUGGCAUAGGCCACAUUAGAUCUGAGCUCAACGUGGGCACCGUUUGAAGCGUAUAGGAGAGGGAUUUUUGUGUGAGAUUAGACAACAACAAGCAUCCAAUAGGCUGUACUGAAAAAUCAUCUGCUGCGACGUGUGAGUAGUUUGUAUUUGCAGUUACAAUGGAUAAAACGUCAGUGGGUGUCUCGAGGGUCUUUUGGAGAUUCAAAGGGUCGGUUCUUUGUCUAUAUUCUUAUUCUUCUCAUUUUUGAGGACCAAAGUGUUAUUUAAGACGCGAUCAAACGACGAUGAUUUUAUCUUGAAAUAUGUGUUUGAAAUAGUAUACCAUGUAAAAUAUUCAAUUAGAAAACCCAUCUCUCGUUCACGGAAGCCAUGCGCUCGCACUGCAAUCGUCAGCGCACUGAAAUAAUUAAGUUUGAGGAAGAAAAAAAAUCCUACUGAUAUGUAUCUACAGAAAAAUACUCAUUUAUAAUUAAAUACUAAAAACAUAAAAAUAAGCUUGUUUCUUGCUCCGAGACGGGAGAAAGCGUGCUUUAAUAAUAAUAAUAACCUUAUGCUUCUUAGUUUUCAAAUUUGAGAUUGUGUAUUGCGAGUGGGUGUCUUGGGUGAGAAAAGUUACAAUCACGAAUCGAAAUUGUGGUAUUAUCGAGUGGUGGUGGUACCUAUACAUCCAAGUUUUGGGAUUUGAACUCAAGAACCUAAGUACACGGGGAGCUUACAAUAACAAUGUAUGAGGGUAGGAGGACGAAGGCCGCUAACGUCGAAGAGCCUAUACUCGCAGUUUCCAAAAUUCAUCACCUCAUGUUAAAUUUACAUUAUAAAGUAAAAUUGAUUGAGCUCAAAUCACAAUAUAUGAAUACAUCAUGAAUGCCACGAUAGGCGUUACCCUAGAGAAAUUUAAAUUUAAACUUUAUAUUUAUGAAGUGUCGUGAAAGUUUUGUGGAAAACAAAAAAUUUUAAUGAUGUUUUUGCGGCUUGAAAAGUCUACAAAAAAGGUUUUUAAACGUAUAAAACGAAGAGAAAGUUUAAAGAUAAAUAAAGUAGUGUCACGAAAGUAUGGAUGAGAUAAUAUGAAGCACAUCGGUGAAUAAGAAAAUUACAAGGUAAAACAAAUGAUAGUGUGAAUACUUUCUUACUGAAGAUGGAAGUUCGGGUGAGAAAGUCGAACUAGUUAGGUACAUUAAAAGUUACACGCUUUAAAAAUCCAUACAGAAUUUUGAAACAACAUUUUUAAUACACAUGCAUUUAUACAUAUAUGUGUCGCUUCUAUAUUCGAACUGUUAUUAUGAGACAAUCGAAAGACUAUUUUAAUAUUCCAAUAAAGUUUUUUUUCAAAUUUUAUUUGACACUCUAUGUUAUAGAAACAAGAAUAUUUCCGUGUGGUAAUUUAUCUCAAAAUUUUCGUACCGUUGCGAAUUUAAAUACGUAUUAAAAUGAAAUAACUGCUAGAAGUUAAAAAAAAAAAGUACCGUCAAUCCAGAUAAAAGUAGUUAAUAAUAUUAUGAUAUUAAAACUAAUGGAGUACGAUGUAUUUACUACAAUGCCGUGAAUGGUUAUUCUUUCGGAGGAAAAUUUUCGGCACCCAUUGAAAUAUGCCAAAUAUUUAUUGGGAACAUUGGAGAUAGUUUAAACUUUUCACACGAUUUCCAAUAUGAUUUUGGUAAAAAUUCGUUUGUGUUGUUUUUUCGCAUAAAAAAUUUACUGGCUGUACUGAAAAAAA
Molecule: messenger RNA, 4560 nt
Organism: Copidosoma floridanum
Lineage: Eukaryota; Metazoa; Arthropoda; Insecta; Hymenoptera; Encyrtidae
Product: synaptic vesicle glycoprotein 2C
Biological process (GO): transmembrane transport
Cellular component (GO): membrane
Molecular function (GO): transmembrane transporter activity
Source: RefSeq, a predicted model, not a curated record